Molecule: messenger RNA, 1946 nt
Organism: Syzygium oleosum
Lineage: Eukaryota; Viridiplantae; Streptophyta; Magnoliopsida; Myrtales; Myrtaceae
Product: probable thylakoidal processing peptidase 2, chloroplastic
Exons: 6
Coding region: 404-1537 (377 amino acids)
Biological process (GO): thylakoid membrane organization
Cellular component (GO): chloroplast thylakoid membrane
Molecular function (GO): serine-type endopeptidase activity
Source: RefSeq, a predicted model, not a curated record
CUCUUUCCGCUGCCAUAUCUUCACAGCCUCCGAUCCCCUUCCUCUCUCUCUCUCCCUCUGCUUUCUCUCUCGGUCUCCCGGAGAGAAAGCGGAACCGCUCCCGCCUUCGAUCCUUCGACGCCCCGACCCAUCAUCGCCCGCCAUCGGAUUCGUCGCAAAGACCCCAUCUUUUCCGAUACCCAGGAACCGUUGAUUUCCCCCCGUCGCCCUCGCCCUCGCCGUCGCUCCCGUUCCUUCCCUCCGAUCUCGGCGACCGGGCCCGAUUCGCCGGCACCUCCUCCGGUUCCUCGACUCGUGCGUUAGGGAUGGCGUUGAUUGCUCAGUAGAAUUCUUCUUGCACUUGGGUUUAGUCAACGAGAGAAGUCUGUAUCAGGUCCUCAUCUGGUUUCUACAGCUAGCGAAUAUGGCGAUCCGGGUCACGUUCGGCUACUCCGGCUACAUGGUGCAGAGCAUCGCCUCCACCGCCGGGGUACGCCUCAACAGCUGCCGGCUCCUCCAGGAGUGCUGGGUCCGGUCCCGCGUCCUCUGCCCGGGGCAGAAGCCCGACCCCAGCGAGUUCAGCCCCCCGAGGCCCGGGUUCGGGUUCUCGAGCCGUGCGGCGGCGGCGGCGGGCGGCGGCUGCUCCUCGUACUCGACGCUCGCGGCCGAGGCCCUCGGGGCCGAGUGCCGGAGCCCGAUCGUGGUCGGCUUGAUCUCGGCGAUGAGAUCUCUGUCCUCGAAUUCGUGUUCGGCCAAUUCGAUGGGCAUCUUCGGGAUCUCGCCGAUCAAGGCGUCCUCGAUAAUCCCCUUCUUGGAGGGGUCGAAGUGGCUGCCCUGCAACGAGGCGUUGCCGGGCUCGGCGUGUAACGAUGUGGAUAAGGGAGGGACGGUGCGUUGGGAGAAAGAGAACAGCGAUGGCGACGAUGGCGAGUGCAUGAAGAUGCAGGAGGUGCAUAGGCACUCGGCCGCAAGGAGCGGGUGGUUGGCCCGGCUGCUCGGGGAUUACUCCGAGGAUGCUAAGGCGGCUUUCACGGCUUUGACCGUGAGUCUGAUGUUCAGGUCGUUCUUGGCCGAGCCAAGGUCGAUUCCUUCUACUUCCAUGAAACCUACUCUGGAUGUAGGUGACCGCAUUUUGGCAGAGAAGGUUUCAUACUUUUUCAGAAAGCCAGAAGUUUCGGAUAUAGUAAUAUUCAAGGCACCACCAAUAUUGCAGGAAGUUGGCUUCAGUUCAGCCGAUGUAUUCAUAAAGAGAAUUGUGGCAAAGGCUGGGGACUAUGUUGAAGUUCACGAUGGUAAACUAUUGGUGAACGGCGUUGCUCAAGAUGAAGAUUUCAUCUUAGAGCCACUUUCUUAUGAGAUGGAACCAAUGCUUAUUCCUGAAGGAUAUGUAUUUGUAAUGGGAGACAACAGGAACAACAGUUUUGACUCCCAUAACUGGGGUCCUCUGCCUGUCAAGAACAUUGUUGGCAGAUCAGUGUUCCGAUAUUGGCCUCCCUCCAGGGUCUCGGACACUAGAUAUGAUCCUCAAUCUGCAAAAGAAGAUGUUGUUGUUUCCUGACAUAGCCUCAUGCUCGCUGAAAGGGCAAUUGCUUUUGACCCCUUAUCUAAUUUAGGUGGUGAUUUUUACAAUUAUUCUCCACUCUUUCUGGCUCAUUGUUGAGCAUAUGUGAACAUAUUGGAGUCUUCCUUUGACCUUGCGCAGGCAGCUUGCUUUUGCCUGUUUUUGAUGGAUUGUCUCGUCCAUCUUGUGAAUAGUGAGAAGUAAAAUGAACAGAAAAAAAGAUCCAAAAAAAGAGAAAAACCGAAAGCCCCAAAAAAAAUGGAAAAAGAAAAAGAAAGAGAGGGACUGAUCCAAUAGUUUGUUCAUUGGUUUACUUAGCCAGUGUUGCAAAUUUUUUCCUACCUGUAAUGACAUUGUGUUACGUUUAUAAGAGAGGAGUGGGGAAAUUCUAAGAUUUGAACAGUAA